GCCCUGCGCGCGGCUAGGGUCGGGUCGUGCUCCCGGGGCGGCGUCCAGGCUCGAGCGCGGCGAGGCAGGCGGACGAAGGCGGCAGGAGCUACAUCAUGGACACUCUCGCUGAAGCCAACGGCACCUUUGCCAUUAGCCUUCUAAGGCUACUCUGUCAAGACGACCCUUCGCACAACGUGUUUUAUUCUCCCUUAAGCAUCUCCUCUGCCCUGGCCAUGGUCCUCCUGGGGGCAAAGGGAAACACUGCAGCCCAGAUGGCCCAGGUACUUUCUUUAAACACACAGAAAGACAUUCAUCGGGGUUUCCAGUCACUUCUCACUGAAGUGAACAAGCCUGGCACCCAUUACUUGCUUAGAACAGCCAACAGGCUCUUUGGAGAGAAGACUUGUAAAUUCCUUUCACCGUUUAAGGAAUCCUGUCUUCAGUUCUAUCACGCUGAGCUGGAGCAGCUUUCUUUUGUCAAAGCUGCAGAAGAGUCCAGGAGACACAUCAACACUUGGGUCUCAAAAAAGACUGAAGGUAAAAUUCAGGAGUUGUUGCCUGGUGACUCAAUUGAUGCACAGACCAGGCUGGUUCUUGUAAACGCCAUCUACUUCAAAGGAAGGUGGACCGAGCAGUUUGACAAAACAUGCACCAGAGAAAUGCCUUUUAAAAUAAACCAGCAGGAGCAGAGGCCGGUGCAGAUGAUGUUCCAGGAGGCCACGUUUAAGAUCGCGCACGUGCGCGAGGCGCGCGCGCAGGUGCUGGAGCUGCCCUACGCGGGCGGGGAGCUGAGCCUGCUGGUGCUGCUGCCCGACGACGGCGUGGAGCUGGGCUCGGUGGAACAAAAUCUCACUUUUGAGAAAUUCACAGCCUGGACCAAGCCAGACUCAAUGGAGAGUACUGAAGUUGAAGUUUUCCUUCCAAAAUUUAAACUGCAAGAGCAUUACAACAUGGAAUCUGUGCUUCAGCGUUUGGGAGUGGUAGAUGUCUUUCAGCAGGGCCAGGCUGACUUGGCAAUGUCGGUGGAGAGAGACCUGUGUCUGUCCAAGUUUGUGCACAAGAGCUUUGUGGAGGUGAAUGAAGAAGGCACGGAGGCCGCGGCAGCCUCGGCCGACCUGGUUGCGGAGUGUUGCAUGGAAUCCGCUCCGCGGUUCUGCGCCGACCACCCCUUCCUUUUCUUCAUUCGGCACAACAAAGCCAACUGCCUUCUGUUCUGCGGCAGGUUCUCAUCUCCAUAAGGGGUGCGCUUUCCUCUUUCAGUGUCCCCAGGUCCCCUUCUACAGCUCCGUGAGGAUGGGCGUAAAGCUGAGUGCAAGUGUGAGAGCAGUGUCCUGACUUCAUGCUCCACACUGUGCGUGCGCGGACUGCUCAUUUCUGCCUCUUAGCCAUGGACUUGGAGUAAUAGAACAGACCUUAAUGAUUCUCUGCUGUAUUUAGGAUAUAUCUCAAAUAGCAGAGAAUGGCAUGCAAAGUUUUUCUAGAAUUCCACUUGCAAUUCAUUUUAGUUCACCACUCUUUCCUGAUACCUCAAAACUUGUUGCAUACUUGCUUUAACAUGACUCAAUAGCUACAGAUGCUGCUAGAUAGUACUACUAUUUUAUAGUUUUCCUGGUGCUUGGAUUUUUUAAAAAGUUUCUUUAAUGCACAUUUAUAUUUUACCUGUGUUUGACUUUUACCAGUCACCAAGUAUGUGCCAAACACUGCAUUAGGCACUUGGGGACACAAAGGGGGAAAAGUCAUGGUGUUUUGACACCUGGUCUUUAAUAUCUGUGCCCAACUUAUAUAGCUUUUACAAUAACCAGAUUGGACUAGUUAAUGUCUUUAAACUUACGCUUUCAGGGAUCACAACUUUCUUCAUGUUAUUGUAUUUCUUCACCUCUAACAGUAAAAAUUCUAUUCAACUCUUAAAGCUCAUUUCAAAUGCCUUAUUUUAGAAAUUUUUCAUUUUCUCCAUAACCAGAUGUACACCUUUGAAUUCUCCUUGCCCACAGCGGGCCCAUCUCUCAUGGCAGUAGCUUUAUUUAUUAAUUUUUCUGUGUACUUAGGAAAGUUCUCUCAUGAGGCCAUAUGUUCACCAAGCAUUGGGACUACAUAGCUUACAUACAUAAUCCCACUAUAUAUAGUCCCAUUCUGUGUGCCACUUAUAGUGCUGUAAUAAGUAAGUUGAUCAGAUAUGAGCCAUGUUAGUUUUUUUGGUGGUUAGAUAUUACUUUACUGAUUUUCUCUUUUAGAAUCUUUUUUAUUGAGGUGAAAUUCAUAUAACAUUAAUUAACCAUUUUAAAGUGAACAGUUCCUUGGCAUUUAGUAUGUUAACAAUGUUGUGCAACCACCACCUUUGUCUAGUUCCAAAAAAAUUUUCAUUAUCCCAAAAGGAAAGCCUGUACCCAUUAAGCAGUCACUCGCCAUUCCUUUCUCCUUCUAGCCCCAGUAAUCACCAGUCUGCUUCACUGUCUCUAUGGAUGUACCAAUUGUGGGUGGUUCGUAUAAAUUGAAUCAUAUAUGAUCUUUUGUUUCUGGCUGCUUUCAUUUAGCUUCAGUUUUUGUGGUUCAUUUAGGUUGUAGUUUGUAUCAGUACUUCAUUCCUUUUUACAGCUUAAUAAUUUUCUAUUACCUGGAUGCAGCACAAAUUGUUUAUCUACUCAUCCAUCUGAUUUGGGAAUUUGGAUUGUUUCUGCCUUUUGGCUAUUGUGAUAGUGCUACUAUAAAUAUCCAUGUACGUGUAUUUGUCUGAAUACCUGUUUUCUAUCUGUUGGGUAUAUAUCUAGGAGUGGAAUGGCUGGGUCAUAUGGUAAUUCUAUGUUUAACUUUUUGAGGAACAGCCAACCAAUGUUUCCCACAGCUGCUGAAUCUUACAUUCAUUCCCACCAGCAAUGUAUGAGAGUUGCAAUUUCUCUUCCUAUCCUCACCAACACUUAUUAUUUUUCAUUUCCUUUUUAAAAAAAAUAUGGUAAUCCUAGUAAGUCUACAGUGGUAUCUCAUUGUGUUUUUUACUAGCAUUUCCUAUGUAGGAGUUAGAAAGUACAAUACAAACCAGAUGAGACAUCCAAUGUCAUGGAUGAGAUUGGAGUGAAAAAAAACUUGGCAGUGGGCACACAGUUCAGCACCUUUUAGGUAAAUUAUGAACAAUUGCAACAUUAUGUAUUAUACAAAGAUACACGCCAGUUGCAUUUCUUUUAUUAUUGGUGAAAGCUUUUUCAUGUGUUUAUUGGUUCUUGAAUAUCCUCUUCUAUGAAUUGUCCACACAUCUACUUUUCUGUUUGGUUGUUCAUUUUACUAAUUUUUACAUAUCUGUUUGCCUAUUAAAGAUAUUAUCCCCCUCUCUGUUAUAUUUUUUACUCAUUUUGUUACUGGAUUUUAAAUUUCGUUACGAUGUUUUGUUAAUCAAUGGGUUUUUUUCUUCCCCUAUAGUCAAAUCUAGGUUUUCCCUUUGUGAUUUCUGAUACUGCUUUCAUUCUUAGAAGUACUUUCCCAUUAAUUAAAUCAUCAGUUAUUUUUAAUUCUGAACUUUUAUUUUCUUAAAUGAUUUAACUAUUUCAUCCAUGUGGAAUUUUUUACAUUGUUCACAUUCAGGAGAAAACAUAAUUUGGUUUAUUUACAAAUAGCCAAUUUUUGGAUAUUUUGUAAAAUAAUAUGUUUUCCCCAGGGUUCAUACCAUUUUUUCAUCUUUAUUCUUCCAGAUGAACUUUAGAAUAAUUUUUCAAUACCCCAAUUUUUUUUUAACUGGGAUUUUUUUGGGGGUGGUAGGGGUUAGCGUGACAUUAAGCAAAAAAUUACUUGGGUAAAUUGAUCUAUUUAUAAUGUUUAGUUUUCUCAUUCAGGAAAGUGAGGGUAGUCUCCAUUUAUUCAAAUCCUUUUAAAUAUAUUUUUAUUAAAACCUCUUACACAGUUUUUGUUUUUCUCAGUAUGGUUAUUUCUAAAUUUUAUUGUCAUUGUAACCAAGAGCAUUUCCCCCUACCUGGUUAUGGUAGCAUAUAAGUAAACUUCUGAAAUUUAUGCAUUUAUCUCUUAUAUGACCAAUUUGGUGUACUCUUUUAGUAGCUUAAGAGUUUUCAAUAAAUCCUCUUGGGGUUUUUGCUAUAUGGUUACAUGAUAGGCAAAUGAUCUUUAUUAGAUAUGUAAUUGUUUGUACAAAUAAGAGAGAGAACACCCUUCUAAUUACUACACCGGUUGUUUAUGUUUUCUGUUUCUUUUUUUGUUCUGUCUUUGUCCUUUUUGCAUUACCAGGCAUUCUGAGACAGGGUAUGCAAUCACAAUGGGCACUCCUGUGCUGCUCUUUGUUUUAAUUUAGGUUGGUAAUAUCCAGUAUUGGUGUGCACAUAAGAAAAUGGGCACUCACACGGUGUGGGAGUGUGGAUUAAGACUUUUGGGGGGAAUUGAUCAGAGUCUUUCAAUUUUAAAUGAAUAUUCCUUUUGUACUAGUGUUUGCACUUAUAAAUGUCUGACCUACAGAAAUAUUUGUAUACAUGCUUAGAUAUAUUCCAAGUUUUUCUCUGCAGCAUUUGAAAAUAUAAUAUGUAAUAUAAUAAUAUAAAAUAUAAGGCAGUUUUAUAGAGUUAUUUUUAUUUUUAUAAUAAUGGUAAAAUAUAUAAAAUUUACCAUCUUAAGCAUUUCUAAGCGCACAGUUAGCAUUAUUUUUGAAUAGCAAAAAAAGGAAAGGAAGAAGGAAGGAAGGAAAGAAGGGAGGGAGAGAAAAAAUGAAUAGGAAUUAGUUCAGUUUUAUUUUUCCUUCAAUAGGAAAAAAAUUUAAUUAGUUUAUAUCAUGGACUACUAUGCAGAAUUUUUUGAAAAAAGUUAUGCCUAUAUACACUUCUGUAAAAGAUCAUGAAAACAAAUUAAGUGAAAAAUGUAACUUGGAAUACAAUGUUUAUAAUGUGAUCUCAUCCAUGUGUACAAAAGCCUGUAUAGGUAUAUGUAAAUUUAUGUAUGCAAAUCCCUGGGGAAAGGUUUAAAAAGGCUACACCCUUCACUGCUAACAGAGAUAACGUUAUCUCAGGCAUACAUUUGGGGAAGGGGAUAUAGGAGGAAAACUUCCAUUUUUUGCUCUCUCUGUUUCUGUAACAUUUAAAUUUUUAACAAUGAAAAUCUAAUUCUGUAAUCUGCACAUAAUUUAAAGAAAGAAGAAUUCCAGGAUACACCCAUAUGUAUAAUACAGAGUGGCACAGUAUUGAAAUUAAAAUAAAAUCCAUAUAAA
This is a messenger RNA of Microcebus murinus (gray mouse lemur), 5173 nucleotides long. RefSeq names its product serpin family B member 9 (gene SERPINB9). NCBI's taxonomy places the organism in Eukaryota, Metazoa, Chordata, Mammalia, Primates, Cheirogaleidae. The record is from RefSeq and is a predicted model, not a curated record. Gene Ontology annotation, biological process: negative regulation of endopeptidase activity. Gene Ontology annotation, molecular function: serine-type endopeptidase inhibitor activity. Gene Ontology annotation, cellular component: cytoplasm.